UGAAAGACGUUUAUUUAUUUAUUUGUUUAUUUAUUACAUGUAAAUUUCCCAUAUUCUUGAGUUUUAUUGUGUUUUCUUUGAAAAGAUAUGCACAUCUAGAUACAUAUUAUAACUUUGAACAAAAUGGCAUCAAAAUAUUCAGUAGAUAUUAGCGUAAACUCAACGCACGAGCUAUAUCUUGAGGAUUUAGCAAGAUCUGAUUCUGGAGCAGACCGGGUGUCAACAGACUCCGCAUUAGGGGGCUCACAGUCACAGUCCCUUACCUCAACUAGUCACAUUGAGUAUGGUUUAGCGAGGGCAGGGCUGCAAUCAGGUUCGCCACCAAAAAAUGAUGGCCAGAUGUUGCAUUUAUUAGGACAAUUUAGACAAGUGUACGAAGAGAAAUUGAGUCGUCUAGAUGAAUUAGAAACUAAAGGUGAAGAUACAGCAAAGACACGGAUAAGAAUAUUAAAUUCAUAUAUAAAUGAUGUUGGUGAACAAAAUGAUGUUUUAAUUAAUACAGUAGAUGAGUUAGAACGUGAAGCUAAUCAUAGAGUAAACCUUCUGGAGUCGAAACUUCAGAAAACAUCAUCUUGUAUCAAGGAAUAUAUGUCUAAAGCUAGAGAUUUAGAAAGGGAAUUACGAAGUUUAACAAUUGAAAAAACGAGAGCAGAAACCAUGAUGGAUGAUUUGCGAUCUCGUUUACGAGAACAGGAGGACAAGUGCUCACAAUUCCGUUUGGAAAACAGUAAUUUAAAUUAUGAUAUUGAUCAAUUGGUUGAUGUAAUGAGGAAGGCUAGAUCAACAGGACGUUGGGAUGUUGAUUCAGUUCGGUUUCGAGAGUUAUCUCAUGAACAAGUUUUUGGUUCCUUGCAGGACACGUACAUAAAAUCUCUAGAUGAUGAUAUAAUUAGAGAUUUAGAAGAUAAAUUAAAACGAAGAGAUGAAACAAUAGAUAGUUUAAAUAGAGAUUUACAAUAUCAUCGGAGUAUGUCUGAUUCACGUUUACAGUAUUCAUCAAGUUCUAUUCCGUCCAGUCAAACAGAUAAAGAUUAUACUAUUAGUCAGUUAAAAAAUGAUCUUCGUAAAGCAAAUCAAACAGUCAAUGAUUUGCAGUAUGAGCUGUCAAAUAGAGAAAGAAAAAUAGGUUCACUUCAGUCACAGUUAUCUGAAUUAAAUAAUGAAUUGGCUUUAAAAAAUUCUGAGUUGGGUAAAACAGAAGAUUCCAUGCGUCAUUUAAGAGCUGAAACAAGUUAUUCUUUUAAACAAUCUUCAGAGAUGCCUCAUGGGGACAGAAGAAUACAAACAUUAGAAGAAGAGUUAAGAGAUGCAAAAGAACAGAAACGUAAAGCAUAUGAUGAGAUAAAUACAUUACAAGAACGUCUUCGUGAAAGUCAGAUGUCAACCAAAGAUCAUCAUGGUUUACUAAAGAAUGAACUUUCAAGACGAGAUGAAACGAUACAAAAACUACGAAAAGAUGUUUUAUCAUUACAAGACAAACGAGAUUCAGCUGUUUCAGAGCUUGAUGAGUGUAACAGAAAACUUGCACAACUUGAAGGAAAAUAUAAAACACAUACUGAUGAGUUAAACAGACAGAAAUCAUCAGAUAGUGAAGUUUCAUCUCUUCGAAACAAAUUAAGUGAAGCUGAAAAUGAGGCGUACAUGGCUAAGAAUAAAGUGACAAGGUUAGAAAGUGAAUUAGAAUAUUUACGUAAACAAGAAUCAGAUGCUCAAUCAGAGAUACUGAAAUUAACAUCAAAUUUACAUAAAUUACAGUUGUCCCAAGAUACAAGAACUCCAGAGAUUGAUCGUGAUUCUAUUGUAAAACUGAGAUCAGAAAGUCGUGAUGUAGAAGAUAAGUUGAGAGACACCUUAUCUACUGUACAACAGAAGAAUGACAUGCUUAAACAAUUAAAAGAUGAUAUCAGUGCUGCUAAUAAUAAGCUACAUGAUAGUCAGAUGAGAUGUGAUGAAAAAGAAAGAGAAUUACAACAAGUACAGACUAGAUAUUCAACACAAUCUAGAGAACUUGAUCGUCUCCAGACUGAUAUACAAGAGAAAGAUUUAGCUAAUGCUAGACAGGAAACAGUAUAUAAAUCACAGUUAGCUGAUAAAGAGGAUGAAAUAUCACAUCUUAAAGCAGAUCUGAAUAUUAUUCAUGAAAAAUUAGCACAGAAUGAUUCUCAGCUUAUGUCAAGAGAAGAACAACUUCGUCGUCUGCAAGCUCAGUUACGUGAAACACAAAAUGUACUAGCUGAGAAAGAAUCUGCUGUACAAAGAUUAGAAAUGGAUUGUAUAAAUAUGGAAGAUGACAAACGAUGUAUUGCUGAUAAUUUGGGUCGAAGUGAGAUAACUAUACGUCAACUAGAGAAUGAUUUAGUUAGUAUAAAAGAUCAGUAUAAAGAAGCUGUAGAAGAAAAUGGUAGAUUAGAAGCUAGAAUACAAGCAUUUACUAUAAAUGCUCAAAGUGAACAAGAUGAACUAAAUAUUGAGGUAAGGAGAAGAGAGGAAGCUAUUAAAAGAUUAAAAAUGGAACAUGUUAACUUACAAGAAAAGAAUAGUCAUGCUGAGGAAAAGAUUAGUCAAUUAGAAAGAGAAAUUGAUCAACAACGAAAUGAAAUUCGAUCUUAUAAAACAGAGAUUGAGGGUAAAAAAGGUACGAUUAAUAAUUUAGAAAUUAGUUUGGAUGAAGCUAAGCAACGCUCUAUGACCUUGAUAGAUGAAAUCAAUAAAUUAGAGGAUAAGCUUCGAACUUUAACCUUAGAUUUAACAACUUAUCAGUCGCAGAAUGAAAACCUACAAUCUAAUUUGGUCACCAAGGAUGACUUAGUUCAUCAAUUAAAAGAUGACCUAGAAGAAUUACAUAGACAACAAAAAGAAACUAUGGGCAAAGUUUUUGUUAGAGAUGACAAUAUUCAAAAACUUAACAUGGAGUUGAACAGACUCAAAGCUAAACAUCAUGAAAAAUCUAAUGAGAUUCAGCAACAAAAAGAUUUGAUUAUUAGAUUACAAGAUACUUUAACACACUGUCAUGUUGACCUUGAUAAAACACGAAAACAGUCGGACACAAAUUCUACACAGAAGGAAUUGGCUAUCAAAGAGUUACAAGAAGAACUGUUAGAAUGUCAGAGUCAGUAUUCUGAAUGCUAUAAUCAGGUGAUUAAACAGGAAGAUCAAAUCAGUAAAUUGAAAGAAGAAAAUAGUCGAUUGAAUAAGUCUGAUCAUCGUAAUGCCCAGGAUGUUGUCACAUUACAAGAUCAAGUUCAUCAACUAGAACUAGAUCUAACUAUAUCACAAGAAAAACAUAGAACUUGUCAAAAAGAGGUUGCGAACAGAGAUCAGAAUAUUCUACGUUUACAAACAGAUUUAGAUACAACUCAGCAGAACUAUAAUGGUGUCUCAGAGGAGUUGAAGAUUAGAGAGGAAGAAAUACAGAGAUUAACUUCUAAAAUAAAACAGCUUCAACAAGAGAUAAAAGAUCUGAAUACACAGAUUGAAAAUGCUGAUCAAAGGAUUGGUGGUGAUGAGAAGUUGAUACAACAAUUACAACAUGAUCAAGAAAUGACCAACCAAGAGGUAAAGAAUUACGUACGGACGAUUGAACAGUUGAAAUCUGAUCUUCAACUAGCUAGAAAUAGUCACGCUCAGGAGAUUAAACGUAUGGAACAAGAUAUAGAUAUGCUAAAAGAAGAUUUAGCUGCUACUAAAGAUGACCUUGCUGAUAAUCAGAGACAAUGUACCGAGUAUAAACUUACAGCAGAAACUUUAAAUCAAGAAUUAGAACAAUUACAUAAAUUAAAUGAAGAUUCUUCUGACCAGGUGAAACGACAGGGAGAUGUUAUUAGAGAAAAUGAACUAACUUUAUCUGACUCUAGACAACAAAUAGCUGUUUUAAACAGCCAUCUUGAUUCUGCUAAUGAAGAUCUGAAACGUUUAGAAGAUGAUUUAAACAACUAUAAACUGAAAUAUAAUCAGUCAAUAGGACAGAUAGAUAAUCUAGAAGAAACUAUACAAGGAUUACAAAAUAAACUUGCUGAAAGUAGAAACAGGGAGAUAGAAAGUGAGAGAACAUCAGAGAAGAUGAAGAUAGAGAUUAAUAGUACUAAUUAUCUAUUUGAUGAAACUAAGAAAGAAGUAGAUAAAUGUGAGAAUGUUAUAGAACAGUUAACACAAGAACUUAGUGCUACUCAAGAUGAUUUAUCUAGAGCUCAGAAUCGUAUUAAAGAAAAUGAAGAGAUGAUACGUAAUCUGAAAGAUAAAUUGAAUCAAACUGAACAUGAGGUUGGUCGACUAGAUGAGAAAGCUAGAAGUCUUGAUAAUCAUAUUAUUACUUAUCAGUCAGAACAUAGUCACACUGAUAAUGAGUUUAUGGAGAGAGAAGAUAGAAUUUCCCAGUUAGAAUUUGAUUUAGAAGAUACAAGGAAUACUCUACAAAGUAAAAUACGUUUAGUAGCAGAUUUACAAGAUCAAAUACAAGAUUUACAACAUGAAUUAUCAACAUUACGAGAUCAUAAAAACAGCACAGAAAAAGAGUUGAGUAGAGCAGAGCAGAACAUAGAACAAUUACAAGUAAACUUAUCUUCCACUCAUCAAAGACAUAAAGCUGAUUCGAGUCGUCUAGAAGAUCAACUUAAAUUAUUAGAGAGACAGCUAGCAGAAACACAAUCUCAAGCCAGACAACUAGAUCAAGAACUGGCUCGUAAAGAAGAACAAGUAAAACGUUGUGAUGAAGAAAUAGUGUCUUGUCGUGAGGACAUCAGACGAAAAGUAGAAGAGAUUGAAAGAUUAGAAUCCAAUGUACAUAAUGGUAAAUUAGAGAAUAAUAAAUUACAGGCAUCUCUAAGACAAGCUGAAAAUAUGAUUGCUGAUCAGAAAUCUGAGUUAGAACACCUAAAAACUGAUUUAACAGAUGCUAGAUCACAAUAUAAAGAUUGUGCUCAGGAGCUUGCUCACCAUGAAGAAAAACUGAUGUUAAUGGAACAAAGUUUGCAGACUACCCAAGAUCAACUGAGUCAACGUGUAACAGAAGUUGUCCGACAUGAACAAAAUUAUCGUAAACAACAAACAGAACUUAAAACAUGGAAGGAAAGGGCUAAUAGUUAUGAAGAUGAAAUAGCUGAUCAGAAAGCUUUGAUUGAGAAAAUGCGUAAAGAUUUGUUAACAUCUAAAGAAGACCAUCAUGCUGCUGAACAAGAAGGUGUGGCUUAUAAACAACAAGCACAUAAAAACCAGAUAGAAUUAGAUGGUGCUAGAGAACAGGAAAGAAUGUUGACUAAUCAGGUUGAACAACAAGAUCAGAUAUUGAAUCAGUUACAGACAGAAUUACGAGCUGAACGUGAACGACAUCAAGAAACCGGACGUCAGUUACAACAAAAUAAAAAGAUGUCGAUAGAAUUACAAGAUGAUGUUGAACAAUAUCAAAAACAAUUACGAGAUCUCACCAUCAAGGGAAAAGAAAAAGAUGAAAUAAUUAUUAGACUCAAGUCUCAAAUUGGUGAAUUUGAACAACAAGUACGUAAUAAUAGAGAUGAUAUUAUGGAUAAAGAUGGUCAACUACAUGUUUUAAAUCUCAACUUACAAACAGCACAAAGACAGAAUACACAUCAACAGCAAGAGAUAAACAGAAAUCAGGAUUUAAUUGGAAAGUUGCAGUCUGAUUUAGAGGCAACUAAAGAACAAUACCGAAUAACUAAUUCUGAGUUGACAGAUGCUGAACAGAGAAUACAAGAUUUAAAAUUACAAGUUACAACAGCUCAAGGUAAUCACAAGGAAUCUAUGGAACAACUGUGUGAACGAUCUAGACAAUUAGCUUCAUUAAAAACAGAACUAGCUAAAUUACAACAACAGAAUCAAACAAUGACAGAUGAGAUCCUGUUCUAUGAAGAUAAAAUGAGAAAAUUACAACAAGAAUUGAAGAAGAUGCAAGAUUUAAAUAAAGCUACAGAAGAAGAGUUGAUUAAUUUUGAAGAACGUUACAGAGUAUUACAAAAUGAUUUACAUGAAAGUCAACAACAAACUAAACAAACUCUACAAGAACUGGGUAGUAAAGAAGAAGAAAUGGUCUGUCAUAAAGUAGAAUUCAGUACUUUACAAGAAAAGUUUAAAAUUAAUGCUGAAGAUUCUGAUAAAAUGCGAAAUGAGUUAGAAAAAUUAAGAGAGAAUUAUAAAAGUGCCAAUGAAGAAAUAAAAGCAUUACGAAUAGCUUUAGAAGAAUCUCGUGCUAACGGAGAUAGAUUACAUCGGGAAAGUGAACUGGUUGUACAGAAUGUUAAUACAUGGGUUCAAGAACAAAAAAUGGCUAAUGAAAAACUUGGCAAUAAAAUUAGAGAACAAAGUAAAGGAAUUAUGAAUUUAUCAUCAGAAAAAGAACAUUUACAAGAUCAGAUGCAGAAAUUACAGAAACAAAAUAACCGUUUAAGAACAGAAUUAGAUGAGAAAAAAGCAGAAGGUGAUAGACUUAAGUCAUUACAGAAUCAUACAGCUCAACAAGAAGUUAUACUAUCACAGUUAAAGAAUAAAUUAGAAGAACAUGAGAUUGAUCAAGAUCAAGAACUGAAGUCCAAACUGAUAACAAUAGAAGAUCUUCAUUCUCGUCUUAAAUCUAAUGUUGAUAACAUACAACAUCUAAAUCAACAGCUGUCGACAUUACAGAAGGAAAACUCUCGUCUACGGUCUGAUUUAGAGAGAGAAAUAUCAGCUCGACAGACACUAGAAAUGCAAGUAGAAAAUAAAGAACAGAUGAUAAACAGUUUACGAUCACAAAAUAGAUUAUCAGAACAUACGUCUGCUAGAGAUCCUGAAGUCACCACUCGAACAGCUCUUAAGAAAGCCAUGCAAGAAACAGGAGUGAAUGAUCCACACACAUUAGAUAAAUCUUAUUGGAUCCAAAGAGUUGGGGAGCUUUCCGUACAGCUUCAACAGAGUAGUGAAUAUUGGUCAGAUAAAGUACGAAGUUUAUCAAUACAAAAGAUGGAGAAACGAACAACCACAACAACACAUUCUAGAAAUUCUUCACCUAGUCGAAGAUAAACUAACGUCAACAAGCACAUCAAAAUCAACCAUUCACAUCAUUACGAACCUCAUUGGUAAUUUAUAGUUUUCGGUUUAAUGAUUUUGAUGUAGAUAAUUUUUUAAGAAUUCAUGAAAGACUAGAGCUUCUAUAUUUUGGGUAGGAAACAUGUAGAAGUACAUAUUUGUACUUGUAGUAAUUAAAGACCAUUCAGGCUUGACCAGCAGAUUAGUAUUUUAGUUAUAUCAACAGUAUUAUCAAUAUAUACGCUUGUAUCAUAAUAGUGUCUUUACAUUUCAUAUAUCAUAAUACUAAACUGGAAAUUAAUACACAAAGUCCAUUACUUUUGAAUCAAAAAUAGCAUAUUUUAUGUUAAAUAAAUUCCAGUUUAAAAAAAAUAACUUAUUGUAAUAUACUUUGUUUUGAAUUUGUUGCCGUCCAAAUUUUGUUUUAAUUGUUCUAUGUAAUUUUAGACUGUAACUUAAAACUGCUGAUGACUUAUUUAAUUUUACUUGUUCAUAAGGUGUGAUUCUUUUAUUUUGAUAAAAGAUUCUAAACAAUAUGAAUUUAAUUUACAUGUACUUGUUAUUUUCAAAAAAAGAUCUAUUUUUCUGUUCUUUUUUUUAUUAAACUUUUUGUGAUUGCAAAGUUGUUUAUUUCUGAUUGUGUUUAUUUAGCCAAAUAAGACUGCUUAAACAGACCAUUCUUGUCUCUUUUCUUUCUUUCGACUUGUAUUCUUCCUUAAUUCAUAUACAUUACUUUAUCUCUAGAAAUGUAUUUAUUCCUCUAUAUUUGUGUCUCUAUCAAUAUAGAAUAAUUUAUAUUAUAUCAAUAUUUAAUUAUCUUACAUUUGUGAAUAUCCUAAAUUUGACUUAGAAUAUCACAUUCUUGCCCGAGCCAAGUUAAAUGAAAUUUUUUGGGAUUUUUUUUUCAUUUUAAGAAAGCAACAACAUUGCUUUGCUUCAUACUAGAAACAUUUCCUAUUUUGAAUUAAUAUUAAAGAAAUUGUAUUCCUACUAAAUGUCAAAAAACAUUGGCAGUUCUAAAAAGUUUAGGUAAGACUAUUACUGAAAAUUGUUGUUUAUUAUGCUGUUUUAUAUGAAACUCAAUACAUUUGAUUCUGCCGACUUGGCCUAGGUAUUUAUGUACUAAUAAAUCGUGAAAAUAAAAUAGUUUUGUAAGAAGAAUAUUAUAAUUUUAGAUUUUAGUAAAGAUAAGAGCAAGAUAAAAAUGGUCUUUAUAUUUGACCUUAUGAGUUAAGCUAUUUCUGUCAUAGUAUUAUUAUUAUUAUUUAUGUGUGUUUAUUUCUAUACAGUAUUUAUGUUAUUAUUUAUAUUAUUUUAAGUUAUCAUUCUUUACAUACAUACCAAUCAUCUGUGAUAGUAAUGAUAUAUGUAUAAUAUAUUAUUUUAUAAAAUAAAAUAUUUUGUACCA
Patella vulgata (common limpet) is the source of this 8422-nucleotide messenger RNA. Its product is annotated as putative leucine-rich repeat-containing protein DDB_G0290503. Gene Ontology annotation, biological process: spermatogenesis. The coding region runs from base 124 to 7008 and encodes 2294 amino acids. The transcript is spliced from 54 exons. The record is from RefSeq and is a predicted model, not a curated record. Lineage: Eukaryota; Metazoa; Mollusca; Gastropoda; Patellidae.